GGGAGCCGGUUGGAAGGCGGCGCGCGAGCAGAGCCGAGGCCGCGUCUCGCGCUCCUGGGGGCGGGUCCAGGCGGACGGGGCGGGGGCGGGCAGUUUGCGGGUCAGUCCGGGACCCGCUUGGAACGCGGCGCUCGGGCAGCGUCUCGCGCUCUCUGGGGACCAAGAACGGUUCCCGCGCCCCCCUCCGGCCCAACAACUCCAUUGGCCGCGCCUCCUUCCAGCUCCCGCCGCCGGCUGCGCUUCACGGGGACCGUCAGUCCCGCCCGCCUCCCCGAGCCCGCUACAUGCUCAGACCCGCACUCGAGCUGUUUCAAGUGCUUGGAGGAAUCUCAUAGGAAGGACCGCUGCCAAAUCUGCAGGGAUUUCAGACCGCAAACUGAAAAGGACUGAGCAGCAAGACUGAAGGUCCUCCUCAUGGAGGCAGCCUUAAGACCUGCCUUGGAGCCACGCUUGAACUCCACACCGAGCAGCUCUCCCAAUCUCUGGAUUCACAGCACUGAUUGUCUUCCCCCGGUGCCUAAGAAGAAGCACCGUAAGCACCAAGAGAAGAGUCAGUCCCCGGUGCCAAAGGCAAAAAGACCGUGAGAGUGAGACCUGCUCUUCUCCCCCGGAACUGCAACUCGGGUCGCCGCAACUCCAGUGCUGCCGCAAGCUCCACUGGCACAGGAGCAGCUUCCUCAGGGCAGACAGCAUACUGCACAGUUCAUAGUAUUGUCGACUCCUGAGGCAUUCGCAGCAGCCAGGGACCUUCUUACCCUACUGGUACCGGCGUCCCCAGAGGGGCAAGACUUGGCACCACUGGGUGCCCUCAAGCAUCGCGGAGUUGUUGCCAGGACUUCACCUGGUGCCACGGCAGCUGUCUGGGAAUUGGAUGGUGUAACCCAGUUCUGCUGUGCUGAGAACCCAGCAAUUUGAAGUAAUCUGAGUCCAGGCAUCCAGGAAGCAGGAGAGGCAGUUGGAGAACAAGGGUGUAGCUUUCAGAGUAACAGCCGUGUUAGUCUGUAUUCGCAAAAAGAAAAGGAGUACUUGUGGCACCUCAGAGACUAACCAAUUUAUUUGAGCAUAAGCUUUCGUGAGCUAGCUGGAUCCAAUGCAGAUGGGAUAGCAAUGCCAACAUCAGGCAUCUCAUCAAAACAAGUGUUUUGAGGAUCUCAAGUUUCUGGGGUUGGACUGCGCAGAGUGUGGUGUGAGAUUUAGCAUAUGAUCUGAGAUUUGUGUGUCACAAAACACUGAAAUGUUCUUGGUCCCUAAUUCUGAAAUGUUUUGAGGAGAAUAGCAUGUGUGGAUAUACAAACCUCAGCUAAAAUAUUAAUUUAAGUCUUCUGUGUUUCAAAUGAGUUUCAUUCUAAGCUUAAAAGGAUUUUUUUCUAUCAAGAUGUUGAUUUCAAAAGAUAAGCUGUUUGAUCUAUAACGCAGCAUAAGAAGCUUACUGCAUAAAUGCCUUGCUGAUAGGAUCAAUUGUCUGGUUCUAAAUUAGUGGAGGAGAAACUGUAGAUGAUGGAACUGAUCAUAAGUUUGAACUUUUGAAUUUUGCUGAUGAAUGGAGAGUAUAUUUUGUUGCUAGUUUUUCCCAAUCAGCAAUUUUUAUACCGUUUUAUAUAUUUUUUGUGUCCUUAAACUGGUGAUACAAUGUCAUCUUAUGACUUUUCAUUCAGAUGAGACCAUGCUAGCUUCCUUAAAAGUGGUCACAUGUUGCUUUUUGUUAAUGUUUUUUGGAGGUCACAAACCUAUAGUCUUUGAGAUACAAAUAACACCAAAUUUUUUUGCAUCACUGAUUUAAGUGGGGCUCUUACAAAUUGAUGCUUGUGUUAAUACCUGCCUGUUAGUAAAUAUUAACCCUUUUAGUCCUUUCCUUUCUGCAUAUUUCAUUAACAUAUAAAUAAAUUAUUCUUUAGAAUCUUUGAUAUUAGCAGAGUGUGUGUUUGAAUGCUAAAGCCCAGAAUACUAGCUCUUGACCUGUAAAUAACCCUACUCAGGAAUUGUAUGUAUUAGGCUGUAUCUAAGAAUCCUUGGCAUCUCCAUGUCUGUAAAACUCCAGAUAGUCUUAGAAACCAUUCCCUUAAAAUAAAUAAAUUUAUAUAAUCCUUACAUAAGCAUAUAUAAACCUGGGAAACUGAUGACGGAUGAUUUGUUAAACAGAUGUUUCCUAUUAGGGAAUCAUUAUGAUUAUGAGGGAAGAAAGACGCACUGAAAGAUAUUAUCUUGGUGAAUUGUUAGUCCUCUCAGCUGUAAACAAUUAUGCCUUCACACAUAAAUCAGGUAAACUGAGAAUGUAUAAGAAAUGAAAUCAGAACAUAUGUUUCUUUUGGCAAAGAAUUAUAUAGGGUUUUUGUUUUAAAAACCUGAUAUAAUGACCGUGUUUUUGGAACUUCGGGAAUGAAACUGUGCUUCCCACCAGUUGCAGUGAAGAAGAGAGACAGAGCCAGCUCUUUAUCACAUCAAGGGUGAUAAUGCAUCUCUUCUUGCUGUAUUCUGUAUAGUGCUGUACUAAUCUCUGAUUGAUAAUCUUUGGUUAAAUAAUUUGUUGAGCCUGUUGUUCAAAAAUCAAGUAGUCAUUAACUCAGACACAACUCUUACUAAGGAUAACCUAAUUUUGAUUGGACCAAGUUGCACAGUAUGUUUCACACCUGAUUUGUCUAAAGAGAGAGGCAAUGCAAGGUGGAGGAAGCAAAGUUCACAAACUAUUAAGAAUCAAGGGUGAGUUUGAGAAACCUGACUUUACAGGUCAACAAGCCAUCUGAAGGAAGACUAACAUUUCAGAUAUCCUAAGAGCUUGGGGAGAAGUUAUGAUGUCAACAAACAAGCCACUGCAGGCUUUUAACCAAAUUCUUUCUCUGCACCCAAAGAACUGCUAGCAAGAAGCACUGUGCCAGGAGAACAUCACCAUCUGGAUCCUUGUCUGCAGUUCUAGCUCUUACUCUGAGAGACCAGAAGACUCAGAGCUGAAUGAAGAGUUGGCAAACCUCCUUUUGUCUUUUUUCCUUUUUUUUUUUUUUUUUAAAUUGCAGAUGUCCAAGUCUUCUUUCGUGGUGGGUUUUUUUAGGGUAGGAUGUAAAAGUGUGGCUUUGUGCAUGAUAACACCCACAAAGUCCACCUGGCGAAGGCCUCAAACGUUUUGCAGGAUUAAACAGCUUUAAAUACUUUCUCACAAAAUUAUUCAUUAAAGUGUGUUCUGUGUUUUAUGUUCUAAAGUCUUGAGAAAUUCAGAUUGUCAUUUGUAAUUUAUGAUAAAUAAGAGUUGUCAAACUUCUGUUUAUCAAAAGUGUUCUGAUCAAUAUCUCUAGGGGAAAUAUGGGGAGUAGAAAGGGUUAGCUGCCACAUAAGAACUGAUGUCUUAAGCUUUAUAAUUGGCUCUGAGAUAGUGAUUCAGACAUUAGGUAAUUUGAUUUCAUAUUAAGAUGUUUAACCAUUCAAAUUGUAGAUUUAAUUGAGCCUGGUAAAUCUUUAGUUGGGAUUUAUAAGCAAAUAGGUAGACAUCUUCUUGGAAUCCUUAAUCCUUGGAGUGAUUAACUAAUUUUUGUAUUAAUUUGAUUUGAUUUAACCUCCAAUCCAAUAUUGAGACUUACUUGUUUGGUUUGAUAGUUGCAAUGCUUUUUUUUUUUUUAGUUUAAUGUUAAUAGUAGAUUUCCUUUGUAAAUACCUUUUCUUAAAUUGAGUUUAGUUAGUUUAGUUUGUGGCUCGUGGGCUGGCUUAAAAUGGCUUGCAGGCUGGAUCCACCCCUAGAGUACAGAGUAUAUUAGAGUGAAGAUUACUGAAAUCAUUGUAAUUGUAGUGGAAAGGACAAAAAAUACUAAAAAUUCCAAUAACAGUAUUUUAUUACUCCCAAUCUAAAGAAUUAUGAACAUUUUGAUAUUUGAGGCAAAGAUAAGGCUGCUGGUAGCUUGAAAAAUCAGUCGUGGCUGGGCUCUGCCAAAAUAGGAAGUCAGUUUCCUUUUGCUUGAAAAAACUGUUCGUUUUCAGUGAGUAGCAAAUUGAAGGGAAACCACUAGUAAAGCUCCUAAAAUUUGGAAAUGGUUUGACAAAAGGAAUGUAAGAGGGUUUGAUUUAGAUAACUCAAUAUGGAAAGCGUUAAAACUUUGACCAUUCCAGGGAAAGGUUCGCAGCUUCACUGUGUUCCAAAAAUCACUCACUCACAUAGCUAUAUUUAUAUCCUACAUGUUUACAACAAUUCUGAUUGUAGACGGAGAGAAAUGUGACAGUUUUACAUGUUGCAGAUACACACUUUCCCAUUCUGAUCACUGUUUUCUGCUUUUCCACCCUUCUCCCCAAAAAGUUGCAACAAUUAAAAAAUACAACUGCUUGGUAAACAUAGACUCUAGACUGUAUUUUCAUCAUGAACCAGUCUCUCUUCUUCCCUUUCCCUGAAGUAUGGGAAAUAAAUCUUAGGAGUUAUGCAUCAUUAAUGACCUUCCUUUAACUUUUAUAGUGUGGUCAGGCCAAUAAGGAUGAUUCUGGAGAAAUGAUUUGGAGUUUUUUUAGUUGAAUUUACAGGUUCAAGACAUUUUCCUGGUUUGAUCUCAAGGCAGUUUGUUGUUGUAGCACCAUGCUGUGAUCUAUAUGAGCCACAUGACAUAUGGAUGAGGCUCUGUUAAUAUAAAGCCCUUGGAUAGAGUGCCUGAAGUUUCUGAUGAGAAACUCUAAAAACAAGACACCCAGGAGAUGUAGAAACUUCCAAAUGCAUUAAUUCAGUAUUAGAUCUGCACUUGCAGGUGGCUAACCAUAGGCCUUAUGGAGGAAGAUAAGUUCCUUGAGCUCUCUAACAAAUCAAUCUGCUACCUGAAGAAGCAGAACUCUAUGUAGGCCAAGGGUGACAUGUAUAAGGGGACAAAAUUCCCUUUCCUUCCCCACUCGCUCUCAAAAGAGAGAAGCUUUUAGGUUUAGAUGUUUUAAAGGAGAAAAGGCAAAUACAAAAUGGGGUUAAUAAGUACCAAUGAUGGUGAUGAAAUAAAGUGGUAAUCUUCCAAGAAGAUAACCAUAUUUUCUAAAGCACUAUUAAACUAAAUAAAUCAAAGCCCAGUUAAGCUAUAUGGUCUGUUUUUUUGACAGUAUCUUGAAGAGCCACAGCCUGAUAACUUAACUGCAAUUUAGAGAAUACUACCUGUCUAUAUGCAUGAAGUAGUAAACUAUGGAAGGGGAUGGACAAAUAAAACUCCACUGGUCUAAAUGUUGCAUUUAUUAAAAAAACAAAAACAAACCAUAAACAGAAGCUCUCAAAUUAGCUUGAGGUAAGCACAGGUAAUAAAGUUAAAAUUCCUUUUGACUAGGGGCUGCUAUUCUCAACUUCUGUUGGCUUCUAGUGUCUAAUAAUUUGUUAUAUUGCAGAUUGUAUGAAGAGGGGAAGCCUCCUGUCCGAAAUACCAUCAGAGUACUGCGAGUGGAUGACCCUUAGGAAUUGAAAUAUAAAUUGGAUUCCCUUUGCCUGUCACUAAAUAACACAGUUACUUCAAAUCAGAAUUCUGAAUUUAAACUCAACAGAAAUAAAAGCAACACCAAGAAAGGAUGGACUGGAAUGUAAGACCACCCCAAAACGCUGCUAAUCAGAAUAACUUGCAGUGUCAAAAUAGUUUGCAAAGUCAAGGAAUUCAUUUUUCUCACAUGUUUUCUAAUGCAUGUGCUUUCCCUCAGACAAGCACGUACUCUACUCAGAAUGCUUGUACUUAUCCUGGAAGUAACCAGACAGUAUUUCUGCAGUCUAACAACAUGAACAUGGUUACAAAUAGAUUGCCUUUUCAAAAUACUGAGGGAUACAAAACAUUGCAGCAAACAUUUCCAAAAGAAUCUGUCGCUGGUGGAGCUUUUGUUACCUCACAACGUUCAUUUGAGAGGCAUCCACCUUCACGUGUACAAAUCAGGCAGCAUGUCCCUAAACAGGCUACACAUGUGCCAGUAGAGACUACUCUAAAUCUUUGGCCAAACUCUGUGUCCAACAUGCAUGUUUUUUCCCAAUCAAGAAUAGCUCCUGCAUCAACACAAACAAACCCUGCAAACAAUGUACAGAGUAUACCUCAGAAGCCACAGAAUCAGUAUGUGACCACAAAUGCCUAUCCUAUACAGCCUCAAAUAGCACAACCUGAUUUUACAAGAACUGUGAUGUUUUAUAAAGGUAACCAAGCAUGCAAUACUUCUUCACAGGAACAGCCAGUAGAAUGGGUACUACAAUAUAACUUGAAUGGGCCUGCAUCUUCUCAACAAUGUACUACAGUACCUAUUAAUCAGUCAUCAAAUGAGUGUGUAAAUUCUCAACAGAACUCUUUGGCUUUUGCUUUGCCUACACAACAUCUCCAGCAACAAGUACACUGUUCAAGCACUACAUUUCAGGAUACACAUUCAUCAAGUCCAAACACUGCAAUAGGUGUCCAAUCGCAACAGUAUGCAUCGGCACAAAUUGGCUCUGAAGAUCAUAAUGGAAAUCCUCCACACUAUCCUUCUAGUUAUGAUUAUAGAGCUACAGCACAAUCUUUGACAGGUCUUCAGCAGGUAGUUCCAAGUAUAUCUAAUGAACAUAUCCAAAACCAGCAGAAACCUAUGUCAGAUCAAAGUAAUGUUUCUUACAUUAAAGAUGUACAACAGCACUGGCAGAAAAUAGAGUCUGGAGAAACCAGUCAGGGAACUGGAAAUGUAUAUAAUUUAAGUGGAAAUAUGACAGCAAAUCAGUCUUUUAAUGAGCCCGCUAAGCCUUCAACAUACAUUUUAGAAAGGUAUUUUAACAGCAUGCAAGAAGUUGUGACAGUUCCUUCUGAGCCACCGAAUAAAAUAGCUUCAGUACAAGAAAGCCCAAUGAGUGGUUCAACAGAUUUGCCCGAUAAUUCUAAAACUAUUUCAUCAACAGAUGGUAGAUUGAAAGUGACAAAAGAGAGUCUGGCUGUGGAAGCUCAGAAACUGUUGGACAUUAAAAAAAAAUAUGCAAUACUUGAAAGGGUUUUUUUAAUAAAACAAAAACUCUUGGCAUCUUCAGAACAUAAUAAAAUGACAUGUGACCUUCCUCCACAUAAUCGAAACACUAACCUUAAACUUUUUCCACAUGUGGCCAAUCAGACUGAAACAUUUUCACACUCUGGUACAGUGGGAAUGAAGAGUCAACAACUGCCAUUUCGUCAGUCUUCACUUGAAGAAAGAAACGACAAAAACGUUACCAAUGCUGGCAGUGAAGGAUUAGGUAAGACUCAGAAUAGUCGUUGGAUUAACCAAGGAAAUUCUGCUUCAAGCUCUGUUUUGAUUGCCUAUCAGGAUAAACUCCCAGUUCAUUUAAAUAAUCUUGAGAAAAAUUCAGUAUUAGGCCCAAAGAAUGCACCAGCUGCAGGUCCUACUCAAGAGACCAUGAAAUGCACUGAAAACACUUCGGGUUUUACCAAACUUAGUAGCUCAGACAGAGUCCUACCAAAAAAUAUAUCGGUUAGCACUGGGGAAGCCUCGCUUCUCCACUCUGUUCUAAGCAGCAUGAGUAUUUUGCAAGAAAAAAAGUCUGAUGCUCUUGCUAAUAAAAUGCCUAGCCUCCUUCAGAAUGAAAAAAUAACUUCAAAUUUAACACUCUCAGGAGGAAGUUCACUGGCCAGCAAAAGAGAAGCAAAAGGUGCUGUAGAAACCGUGCAGUGUUCCACAUCUGCAUGUCCUAAAUUGGAUCAGCACUCUAAAGGCAUUUGUUCUCAGCCAACGGAGAACACCAAAACUUUGAACAAUGAGAAGAUACUCAGUACUUCUCACAUAAAUCCUCUUGCUUCAGAAACAGCUAAACUAUGUGUAACUAAUGGUUUACCUGAGAAUACACCACCACCAGUUGUUACUGGAAACUCAUUUUCUAAAAUUAACAGCUGUACUACUUCUAUGGAAGAGAUAGCAGCAUGUCUUGCUUUGUGGAGAAAGUGUCCUUCAGAAUCUGUGGAUGUUCAAUAUAGUCAGUCAAAUAAAAGCAUAGAGUCAAAUCUGAUUUCAUCACCUUAUGUAGGAUUUCAUGAUCAGAGUACAUGUCAUAUCUUGGAAAACAACCAAACUGCAGUAGCUAAAGGCGACCUAAAUAAAGUUACAGUAAGUACAAAUGAAACAACUCUGUCUUCUACAACUCCUUCUGCUGGGCAAAAACAUGAUACGCUGGGUUCCAACUUGAUCAAGGGUUCUGAACCCCAAGUUGCUGUAGUUUCUCCUUUGAUACUUUCUAAAGAGAGAACUUCAAGUGAACAUCAAGAAAAAAAUUCAAUAUUUUCUGCUGAAAUAAUUUAUCCAGUGAUUGAAGGAGGUAGUGUGUGUAGUCUACAAGAAGAUAAACAAAAAGAUGUUUCUGUAGUGGUAAAUACCAAUAAAGAGAUAGUAGAAACUACUUACUUACUAUCAGACAAAUGUAUUCCAAUACAGAAAGUGGAUUCAGAUAUGCAGUGCACCAAAUCAGCUAAUGGAAACAAAAUAGUAAAAGAUGCUGUAAAUUCAAACUGCUCAUAUGAUGUAAACAAAAGGAAAGCUGAUCAGUUUGCACAAGAAGUGAAAAAAGCUAAUAUGCAGCUCAGUUUACAAAACAAAACUUCUCUGCCCAAAACAAGCACAAAUGGUUCUAGUCUAGUGUCUCAAGAAGAUCUAACAAAGAAUAAAGAUUGUGAGGACUUUGUAGAACCAAGGGGCACUACCACGAUUGUAUCAGAGGAUGACAUGUUACAGAUUUCCAGUGUCUGUUCACUUGUUGAAAGUGAUGCAUCUUAUAAUUCACAAAUAGCCAGUAUGUUCAGUUCUGUCCCUUUCAUGCAUUUAGCGAAAAAUGGUGCCUUGUUAGAAGAAAAUAUCUCUAAUACAAAGCAUAAAGAACAACAAUUGGACACAUGUAAAGGAGAAUCUGAAAUGAAAACCAAUGUGUUUGAGGGGGAGAGUUUUCUGCCAUUGCAAAAAACUCUGUCUAAAUCAGUUUCCACAACAAAGCCAUUAGGAGUACCAAGUUUAGAGACGUUUUCAUGUGAUACAAAGCAGUGUAAUAAAAGGAUUUUGGAUGAUGUAAAUGUAAGCAGUUUGGAGGAAGAAAAAAAUGAAGACACUUCUAAAGCUAUUUGUAGCUCGGAACAAAAAAUGGUACAAAAUAUAGUUUCCAGGAAUGGAGAAAACACUGUUGAUGUUAACCAGGAGUUGAUCAGAAACAAACAAGACCUAUCAUUUAAUGUAAUCUGUGAAACAGAUGUCUAUUCUACCGCAAAGGAAGAAAAUACACAAGAACAUAUAUCCAGGGAAGGUGAAAAUACAGUGGAUGAUGGGAUUAGUGGUAAUAGAGCAGUACCUGUAACCUUUCUAAAUGAUCAGCUGACUGAACUUUUAAAAGAGUUUCCUUAUGGGAUUGAAGGUGCAGAUGUACUGAUGAAAGAGCUGACUAAAAAUGAAGAUUCUGUGAUUGAGCCAACAGAGAAUCAAGUUGAAAAAGGAACUCAAGCUAAUAGCAAAAGCUGUGAUCCUACAGACCCAAUAGACCAAAUAAAAAUCACAAUACUAAAUUCGGAGCAAAUGAAAGAACUGUUCCCUGAACAUAGUCACCAAUCCUGUAACAAAGUCAUGGUGGAAAACACUGAAAAUCAACAACUGGAAAUCAGUUCAUCAAAAAGAGAGACUUUAGAAAGCCAUAUCCAGCCAGAUCGGAAUCUAGGCAUGGAGAAGGAAAAGAAUACACAGGAAAUCACAACCCCAAAACGAGAGAAAAAAUAUACAUAUUGUUGUUUAAUGGGUUGGUUAGCUGCAGUUUAUGCAGUGCCAGGGUGCUCAUGCAAAUCUCGAGAGGAUGUUACUUCAGAGAAACAGGAUGGUGAGAAUCAGUGUUUAGAAUCUGAAAACACUGGCUUUAAAGGGAGACAGGAAAUGACUAGUAGAACUGGUCGUAUAACAAAGACUAACUGUACAGUGGAAAACAACCUGCAGCUUCCUGUCAAAUUACAUGAUACAAGCAAAAAUCUUCCCACAGUAGACAAAGAGAGAAAAUAUGCCCCAAACUCUACAACAAACAAAGAUAUUAAGCUAAAAGUAAGUAACGAAUCAGCUAAAGCACACCAAGAAAUAAUCAGAUCUUUUCAUCCUUCUGAGGAAAGAGAAAUUGAUAAAUUCAAAAGAAUAAAUGGCCAGUGGAGGGGAGAGUUGCAACUCCAUGUAUUAACUCCCUCUUCAGGGAAAGAAGUUUGGACUACUGAAACAGAUUCUCAGAAAUGCACAAGGGAGGAAUUUGCUUCAGGAAAGGUCCAUCAUACAAAUGUAGAACACUCGAUAAUAUCAACUAAAAAAAAAGAAAAAGUUUGUAAGAUGGAAUCUUUUGAAAAAGAUCAAACAGAAGGCUUGGCCAUGAAAUCCAAGACACAUGUCCACAAUUCAAAAAUUUCAGAGACCAUUGAGGUCAAACAAACUAAAAUAUAUGAAGAACAUAAAUAUAAAAAGCUUGAACAGAGUGCAGGUGAAGCACACAGAGUUAAAAGACAUAAUUACACUUUUAGCAAGAACAUACAAAUUAAAGAGAAGACAAAAUUGUCAACAGAAAUAAAACAUAAGUCGGAUAAUCAUGGAGCCACAAGAAAAUCCCCAAAUGCAAGCUCAAGAAAGUAUGAAUAUUCUCAGCAUAAGUCUAUAAAUGUCCUACCUUCACAGGAACGUUUGUACAGACGAAAACGGAAAGAAAAUAUGAUUGGGAAGAGAGACUCAAAAAAACCAAAAUUGGAAAGUGAAAGAAUCAAAUAUGAAACAAACACUUUUGAACAUACGGGAUAUAAUAAACAAACGACUGAUGUGGCAUAUUUUGAGAAGUCUGCGACAUCGAAAGAAGAAAAUGUCUGGAAAUAUAAGAACUUCUUAGCAAAUCAUAAUUAUAUCCCCAAACCACAAGACAAAAAAGGGCGCCCUUCUAAAAAGUCUAAAACCUACUUUUCUGGCAGAGAGAAAGACCUGGAUGUUCAGAACAGAGAGAAACAUUCUGAAAAAAAUCCACAGUAUUUAAAUAGAAAAACUAGUAGACUGAAAAUUUUUCUUCAAAGAGAACAACAAAAAACCUAUCUGAAUAGAGUUGCGUUUAUACGUACUGCCCAAGAAAGCAUUUGUCUGACAAAACUAGACACAUCACCUGCCAAACCUGUAUGGCAUAUAAAAUCGUCAAAUAAAGUUCCAGAGCCCCGCCAGGACUGGAAAACUGAUAGCUCACCUUCAGAAGAGGAUAAAUUACACAGACCACAAAUGCUUGAGUUUAAAUUGUGUCCAGAGAUACUGUUCAGAAAUACAGCUACUGAUGGAGAGAGUUUGGAUAUUGCACACUCUUCUGAAAGAGACACAUCCCUUGUGGCAGGGGUCAAAAGCAAAAAGGAAGAUUGGUUAAAUUACAUCCCAAUGAAGCAAAGAAAAACUGAAGGAACAGCUCAAGUUGAUGAUAAUAUUCCACUUGAUGCAGCAAUAGAAAUCCUGGAAGGAAAUGAGGCUCUUCAUGUUCCAGUCAGAGACUCGAAAGCAAUGUUUCAGACCUACAGGAAAAUGUAUCUGGCAAAAAGAAGCAGAAGCCUAGAUGAUAGCUGUUCAAAAUAGGUCGUCUUUAGUCAUAAACCAACAAAAAUGCAUUUGUGCGAACUAAAUUUGUGUGUUGCUGAUCUUCACUAUACAUUUGUUUUUUGUUAAGCAAAUAAGAUCUUAUGCUGAAAAUGUCGGUGUUAAAAAUGUUAUCCCUUUUCAAAUAUAUUUGAUAUUUUUUUCUUUUUCAAACUACAGGCUUUAAUUGAAGCUAGCAAAAUCUCAAGAGCAUUUAAACCAUCGAGAUUGUUGUUUUAUCAAUAGAUCAACUGCUUUACUUUCUGGUUCUGGAAAAUCUCCUCUCCUCAGAGACUUUCCAUUGCUGGCAAUGGAAAUAAUAUGACCAGUGCAAAGGGAUCAAUGGUAGAUUCCUAAGCAUUACAUAAUAUCUUCUAUUUAUGCUGUUCUGAUUAGUUCUGUUUUUAACAAGGCUUUCUUAUUUGAGGCCAGGUAGGGGGGAAGGGUGAGAUGUUAGUAUUUUUUUACAUGGCAGACAGAACAAUGUAACAAAGUAACUGAACCUGAGCAUACUGAUCAAGGGAUACCAUGAAGUAUUUAUGCUGCUACUCAGUUUUACUAAACUGAACUUUAUAAAACUUGUUAGAAAAUAUAAGGGCUUGUCUACACUACAGUUUAAGUCAAUGUAACUUACAUCACUCGGGGUGUGAAAAAGCCACCCCCUAAGUGACACAAGUUACAGCGACCUAAGCGCUGUCCAGGCUAGUGCUGUAUUGGCGGGAGAUGCACUCCUGGCAACAUAUAUCUUCCACCUCUUACUGAGGUGGAGUAAUUAUGCUGACGGGAGAGCACUCUUCUGUCACCGUAGCGCGUCUUCACCAGAAUGUAGUGCAGUAGUGUAGAUUAGCCCUUAAUCACUAAUUCCUGAUCUUAACUUUGUACUGCAAGUUGAUGACCAGCUGAUGCUUUUCAUCCUUAAUUUAGCGUAAUUUUCUCCUACUUUCUUUAUAUUUGAAAGAAAAGGAGCAGUAGUUGAAUUCUAGGAAGUUUGAAUUCAUGUUGUCUAAGCUAUUACAGUCACUGGUUAAAGUGAAUAAAGUGGAUUUCUAUGUUUCUAAGCUACAUUAGCUAAUGUUUAAAACUACACACACACUGAUGGAUUAUAUUCAUUAUUGUUUUUUGUUCCUUUUGCUUACAAUGUUCAGAAUUUUGAAUUUAAUUGUAUUUUUUCAGAAUUUUUGGCAUUUGAUUUUUUACAUGUUUAAACCUUUAUACUGAAAAUAUAGCCAGUGUGGAUAAUUAACUGAACCUUUUUCAUAUAUUAAAUAAACUUAUUUUGAGCAUUA
Chelonia mydas (Green sea turtle) is the source of this 12797-nucleotide messenger RNA. RefSeq names its product retroelement silencing factor 1 (gene RESF1). Gene Ontology annotation, cellular component: nucleus. Gene Ontology annotation, molecular function: histone methyltransferase binding. Bases 5500 to 11511 code for a protein of 2003 amino acids. The transcript is spliced from 6 exons. The record is from RefSeq and is a predicted model, not a curated record. Lineage: Eukaryota; Metazoa; Chordata; Testudines; Cheloniidae.